UAUUAAAAAAUAGAAAAAAAAUGUUGUUAUCGUGACUAUAAAUUCAUAUCCUCGGUAUUCGUCAAGAAUAAGAUGUCGAUCACUUCAUUCUCAACGAUUUUAUAAACUUUUUUUAACCUCUUUGGUUCUUCAUUUUAUCUAAUCUUCAAUCUUCAUCCCUUACAAUCUCUCUGCAUUUUCUCUUUCCAACCUUAGGCAUCGUCGUAAAGAUCUCCGUGAAAAUCUGAAUCGCGUGUUUCGAUUUUCCAAAAGUUUCCUCUCAUUUCCGGCUCGUGAUUCCAUCUGUACACACAAUCAAAACCUUUAAAGCGAUGGAUUCUACACGCAAUUGAUGCAGGAAGAAGAACGAUUAAUCGGCGGCAACUACUUGUUUAUGUGUUGAAGCCGAGAAGAGGAUGGCCGUAAGCGGCGGAAGAGAGGAGGAGGAAGGAAGCCGGCGGCUGGAUUCGUCGUCAUCGGAGGAGGAGUAUAACGUAGAGAGCGUUCGUGAACGGAUCACGUCGUCGCGAGGGAGCCGAUUCAAUUUGAUUCAGAAACAGUUGAGAAUUGAUCGGAAUAGUAGAAGGUUUAGCCGUGAAAAUCUCAUUAAUGGCAUUAAGUGCCUCGUUAUCCUCCCUGACAGCAGGUGGUAUAGAGCGUGGACGAAGUUCAUACUGAUAUGGGCAGUGUAUUCUUCCUUCUUCACGCCCAUGGAAUUCGGAUUCUUCAGGGGAUUACCAGAGAAUCUAUUUAUACUCGACAUUGUUGGACAAAUUGCUUUCCUCUUAGACAUUGUUUUCCAAUUCUUCCUUGCCUACAGAGACCCGCAGACAUACCGAAUGGUCUAUAAGCGCACUCCAAUAGCUCUCAAGUACUUGAAAUCCACUUUUGUGACUGAUUUGCUCAGCUGUAUGCCGUGGGACAUCAUUUAUAAGGCUUGUGGGAGGAGAGAGGAGGUGAGAUACCUUCUAUGGAUAAGGUUAUUUCGGGUGCGGAAAAUUGAUGCCUUUUUUAAGACGAUGGAGAAGGAUAUACGUAUUAAUUAUAUGUUUACUAGAAUUGUAAAGCUACUUGUUGUUGAACUUUACUGCACACAUACUGCGGCCUGCAUCUUUUACUAUUUGGCAACUACUCUUCCCGCUUCUGAAGAAGGAUACACAUGGAUCGGAAGCUUAAAAUUAGGGGACUACAGUUACUCACAUUUCAGAGAGAUAGAUUUAUGGAAACGUUACACCACAUCUUUAUAUUUUGCUAUUGUAACCAUGGCCACUGUUGGUUAUGGUGAUAUACAUGCAGUCAACUUAAGGGAAAUGAUAUUCAUUAUGAUUUACGUGUCGUUUGACAUGGUUCUUGGUGCUUACUUGAUUGGUAACAUGACUGCAUUGAUUGUAAAAGGAUCCAAGACAGUGAAAUUCAGGGAUAAAAUGGCAGAUGUAAUGAAAUACAUGAACAGAAAUAGACUUAGCAGGGAAAUCCGUGAUCAGAUCAAAGGUCACUUACGUUUACAGUAUGAAAGUAGCUACACUGAGGCUACUGUUCUACAAGACAUCCCAAUAUCAAUCCGUGCUAAAAUUUCUCAAUCAUUGUAUUUGCCUUAUAUUCAGAAUGUUUCUCUCUUUAGAGGGUGCUCUCCAGAGUUCAUCAAUCAAAUAGUUAUUAGACUCCAUGAAGAGUUUUUUCUGCCUGGAGAGGUGAUAAUGGAACAAGGAAAUGUGGUCGAUCAACUUUAUUUUGUCUGUCAUGGUGUGCUGGAGGAAGUGGGAAUAGGUCAAGAUGGUUCAGAAGAGACCAUAGAUUUACUACAACCCAACAGCUCUUUUGGAGAGAUUUCAAUUCUUUGCAAUAUUCCUCAACCUUAUACAGUUCGAGUGUGUGAAUUAUGUAGACUCUUGCGCCUUGAUAAGCAGUCCUUUACAAAUAUCCUUGACAUAUAUUUUUACGACGGGAGGAAAAUCUUGAACAACCUUCUAGAGGGAAAAGAAACGAACCUUCGAGUUAAGCAAUUGGAAUCAGAUAUCACAUUUCAUAUUGGUAAACAAGAAGCUGAACUUGCUCUCAAGGUGAACAGUGCAGCAUAUCACGGAGAUCUGUACCAAUUAAAAGGUCUUGUUCGAGCUGGAGCUGAUCCAAACAAGACAGAUUAUGAUGGAAGGUCGCCUUUGCAUCUUGCAGCAUCCAGAGGAUUCGAGGAUAUAGUAGUUUUUCUUAUUCAGGAUGGAGUAAACAUUGACCUUACAGAUAAUUUUGGCAAUACACCAUUAAUGGAAGCCAUCAAGAAUGGGAACGAUCAAGUUGCUGUUUUGCUUUCUAAACAAGGUGCUUCACUGAAGGUUGAGAAUCCUGGUAGCUUCCUAUGUACAGCAGUUUCAAGGGGUGAUUCAGAUCUUCUUAAGAGAUUAUUGUGCUAUGGCAUUGAUCCCAACUCCAAAGAUUAUGAUUUCCGAACUCCGCUACAUAUAGCUGCCUCAGAAGGACUAACUUUGAUGGCAAAGUUGCUUUUAGAAUCAGGGGCUAGUGUUUUCUCAAAGGACAGAUGGGGAAACACCCCGCUUGAUGAAGGCAGAAUUUGUGGAAACAGGAAUAUGCUUAAGCUUUUGGAAGAGGCAAAAGCUUCACAGUUAUCAGAAUCUCCUUAUUCCUCUCGAGAAUUCACAGACAAAAAGCACUCGAAGAAAUGUACAGUGUUCCCUUUCCACCCAUGGGAUCCUGAAGAAAACAAAAGACCUGGAAUUGUGCUAUGGGUUCCAAUCACUAUUGAAGAGCUCAUCAAAGAAUCAUCAGAGCAGCUACAAGUUUCAGGUGAAUGUUGUAUAUUAUCAGAAGAUGGAGGUAAAAUUCUUGAUGUCCAUAUGAUUGAUGAAAGUCAAAAGCUGUAUCUAGUUUCUGAAACUCAUUAAUGAGGUCAAUUGGUUAUUGUUGUGUGCAAAAUAAAAAUUUUAUAGUUAGGCCAUUCUUCACCUUGGCUAUGUUGUCAAUUUACAGAUGAGUGUAAAUAUAAUGUUGAUGAAAAAUGGGAGCCUUGGUAGGUAUUCCCUUCUCCUGUGCAAUAGUUUUUGGGCUCCCAUUGCCAACACUUGUUGUUCUGAAUUGACCAAAAGGAAGAUUAGAAAAGAAUGGCCUAAGUUCUCUUGAAAAAAAAAAUGUCAUUACCUGAGAAUGAAAGAAAGCAUACACAAAUUGCUGUUAUGUGGUUGAAGCAGGGAUACUUUAUGCUGAAUAACAUUAUCUUGCAAGCAAUGAAGCAAUAUC
Messenger RNA from Benincasa hispida (wax gourd), 3228 nucleotides. RefSeq names its product STELAR K+ outward rectifier (gene SKOR). Lineage: Eukaryota; Viridiplantae; Streptophyta; Magnoliopsida; Cucurbitales; Cucurbitaceae. Gene Ontology annotation, cellular component: membrane. Gene Ontology annotation, molecular function: voltage-gated potassium channel activity; protein binding. Gene Ontology annotation, biological process: potassium ion transport; transmembrane transport. The record is from RefSeq and is a predicted model, not a curated record.